Saccharomycopsis crataegensis is the source of this 720-nucleotide messenger RNA. It is a transcript of the gene NNR1, whose product is annotated as NADHX epimerase. Gene Ontology annotation, molecular function: NAD(P)HX epimerase activity. NCBI's taxonomy places the organism in Eukaryota, Fungi, Ascomycota, Saccharomycetes, Ascoideales, Saccharomycopsidaceae. The record is from RefSeq and is a predicted model, not a curated record. The coding region runs from base 1 to 720 and encodes 239 amino acids. The transcript is spliced from 2 exons. Gene Ontology annotation, cellular component: mitochondrion.
AUGUCUUUAAGAGUUUUGGGAGCGAAAGCAGCAGCAUCAUUAGAUAAAGAAUUGAUGUCCACCCAGGGCUUUUCAUUGGACCAAUUGAUGGAAUUAGCAGGACUAAGUGUCGCUCAAGCAGUAUACAAGACAUAUCCUCCAAAAUCUUACAAGAAAGUUCUCAUUUUAAGCGGUCCUGGAAACAAUGGCGGCGAUGGCCUUGUUGCUGCCAGACACUUGAAGUUGAUGGGAUACCAUCCUUCGGUAUUCUAUUUCAUCAAACUGGCGAAAUUCGAGAAAUUGGAAAUACAAUUGCACUCGUUUGGUAUCCCAUUAUACUUAUCUACAGACUCCCAGGAUGUUGUUGGGGAUAUCAAGCGGUUGGUGAUGUCGCAUGACUCUAUCAUUGAUGCGUUGUUUGGGUUUUCCUUUAGACCCCCAUUGAGAGAUCCUUACAAUCAAGUCAUCAAAGGACUUAUCGCCAGCGGGAAACCGGUGAUCAGUGUGGAUAUGCCCACUGGAUGGGACGUCGAUGAGGGCCCACGAGCCGCAGCAAUUCCUCAAGAUGAGGUGCUCGAGCCAUCGGUAUUGGUGUCACUAACUGCCCCUAAACCAGCAAGCGUGUACUUCAAAGGCAAGUACCACUAUUUGGGUGGUCGGUUCAUCAGCGAGGCCAUCGCUCAGAAAUACAACUUCGACGUGCCUCAAUACCCAGACCUCGACCAGGUGGUGCGAUUGUGA